Molecule: messenger RNA, 2023 nt
Organism: Cylicocyclus nassatus
Lineage: Eukaryota; Metazoa; Nematoda; Chromadorea; Rhabditida; Strongylidae
Source: the annotation of a GenBank genome assembly
GCCCUUCCAUGAGCGCUGGAGUGGGUGCCAAGUCGUAAGAUAGUGUGUGCGUUGUGGUCCCCAUAUCAGCGGCAGACGAGCGUGGGAUCACUCACUUUUUCGGGUGCUGCCGUUGUCGCUAUCGAAUCUUCGCGUCUCCAUGCGAUGACUGUACAAUGAUCGACUGCCUGCAUCGAUCUGUGUUAAAUCGGAUAGUCGCGAACGUAAACCUCGCCUCCUCAGGCUCGCAUUGGUGCCGUGUUCAUCGCACUGUCCGCAGUUCGCUGUACGCCAUGCUUCCUGCAAAGUUCGCUCACACUAUUGCCGAUGAAGAUCUGCCACAUAGUCCAUAUGAGGCUGCGAUACUUCACCUGAACUCUUUGCAAUCGAAUGCUGAGAAUAUCCAGAAAAUCAGGGAAAAACGAGGCCUCCUACAGGAAACAAACAUUCCAGACAUGGUGCUGAAGCUCCGUAAAUGUGGAAUAGAACUUGAUGCGCUGGAUCGACUGAAUGUCAUCCAUGUGAGUGGUACAAAAGGAAAAGGGUCGACAUGUGCCUUUGUAGAAUCCAUCCUCAGACAUCUGGGAUUCAGAACUGGCCUCUACACAUCACCUCAUCUGGUGCACGCACGUGAAAGGAUACGAAUUAAUGGGAAGCCUAUCAGCGAGACACUUUUUGCUAAACAUUUCUUCACCGUCUAUAAUAAACUUAAGCAGAAAACAGAUGAAGGAGACAUGCCACCCUACUUCAAGUUUCUGACGCUUUUGUCUUUUCACGUUUUUAUCGAGGAGUGUGUUGAUGUAGCCAUAGUCGAAGUUGGAAUUGGUGGAGAGUAUGAUGCCACGAAUGUAGUCCAACAUCCUACUGUUUGUGGAAUUACCACCUUGGAUAUCGACCAUACCUCCAUACUUGGUACCACUUUGACGGAAAUCGCCUGGCACAAAGCUGGUAUUCUAAAAAAGGGUUGCCCUGCGAUUGUUACUCCGUUAUGCGAACAGCCUCUCAAGGUAGUGACGGAUCGUGCCGAGGAACGGGGCGCUCUGCUCAGUAUCGCACCAUUGUAUCAGUACUACACAUUUGAGGGAGGAGCGGUAUCAGCUGGGAUAGCUGGCGAUCAUCAGAAAGUAAAUGUCUCCCUAGCGCUCCAGCUUGCAAGAGCUUGGCUGAAGCAAACACAAAGAGAAGCUGAGGUAUUCCCGGAUAGCAGCGAGGAUAAUUGGGAAAUGGGAAGUUCAUAUUUUGUACCGAAAUCAAUGGCUGAAGCUAUAGAGUCAUGUCACUGGCCUGGCAGAAGUCAGAUCGUGUUGAAGGAUAGGAUAAAAUAUUAUUUGGAUGGUGCACACACUCCUAAAAGUAUGGAGGUUUGCUCGAAAUGGUUUGGGGAUGCUGUCAAUAAAUCUUCACAAAAGAAGCGUGUUAUGGUAUUCCAGUGUACUGCUGAUAGGAAACCGUCAAGUCUACUGCCUCAUCUCAGCCGACAUGCCUUUGACUUUGCUCUGUUCUGUCCAACUGCCCUAAGUGUUUCUCCCGACAUCAAAUCAGAUCUCACCAAUUUCAAUGCAUCUGCUUUCGAGCAACGGAAACGUAGUCAUCUGUGCGCUUCCACAUGGAAGGAAAUUGGCACUGGGGAAGUUCAUGUUUUUGACUGCAUAUCUUCUACAGUAGACUGGAUAAAGAAGCUUUCUGAAACCGAGGAGUUGGAUGUGCUGGUUACAGGAAGUUUGCACCUUGUCGGCGGUGUGCUAUCCAUCAUAGAGCCAUCCAUAGAUUAGUUAUUAGUUUAGCUGACAAUGAGUUGCUAAUCUCGGAAAAGUAAAUGUGCCAUUAUUACAAUUAAUUGUGAUAACCUCGUCAUCUCCUUUUUAUUCAUGUAUCUAAUUAUAAUACUUGGUUGUGGGAUUUUCUCUUCCUAUGUUGUGACUAUUGUAGUUUCUUAUUAUGAUUCAUGUGUUUUUAUAGGGUAGUUUCAGUGCCUUCUUGGUUGCAGUCUUGCCUUGAGUUGCUAAAAUUGUUGUAUACGUAAGGCUAUCAUAUCGGUUUGUGU